Messenger RNA from Scheffersomyces coipomensis, 2904 nucleotides. RefSeq lists its product as uncharacterized. Gene Ontology annotation, biological process: proteolysis. Gene Ontology annotation, molecular function: metalloexopeptidase activity. The record is from RefSeq and is a predicted model, not a curated record. The transcript is spliced from 2 exons. The coding region runs from base 1 to 2904 and encodes 967 amino acids. Lineage: Eukaryota; Fungi; Ascomycota; Pichiomycetes; Serinales; Debaryomycetaceae.
AUGGUUCCUGGAUCUAAGUUACCUUGUAAGUCUGAUACCCCUAAUAUAUUUAUAAGAUUCAUACGAACUGUAUUUGGAUAUCGUAAGACCACCUUGACUUUAUUCGUGGUAUUAUCUUUAGUGUUUACCUUCUUAUUUUCAUGGUAUGAUAAUAAUUUGGAUUAUUCUGUUGCCUUACCAACAGACCCAAAGGAAAAACUAGUACUUGAUGAAGCUUGGUUUGACUUACAAAAAAUCGCUAAAUAUGAACAUACUUAUGGUUCUACUAGUAAUGAUUAUGUUCAUGAUUAUCUUCAAUCUCAAAUCCUUUCUGCUAUCAAAGGUAAAGCUUAUAUCGAAUAUGAUAAUGACUUAAAUGGUACAAAUUCCAUCUUAUUUAGUACAAGAUCUUCCCCUGAAUACAGUUCUGUUUCAUAUUAUGAAAGUAAUAAUUUAAUCGUUAGAAUUAAUGGUUCUGAUAGCACUUUACCUGCUUUAUUACUUAGUGCUCAUUAUGAUGCAGUCCCAUCAAGUUUUGGUGUUACUGAUGAUGGUAUGGGUAUUGCUAGUUUAUUAGGGGUUUUAUAUCAUUAUUCCGAAAACACUACUGCUCAGCCAAAACGUACUAUUAUCUUUAAUUUCAAUAAUAAUGAAGAAUUCGGUCUUUAUGGUGCAACUUCAUUCUUAUCACAUCCAUGGUUUGAACAAAUUAAAUACUUUUUAAAUUUAGAAGGUACAGGUGCAGGUGGUAAAGCCAUUUUAUUCAGAGCUACCGAUUAUGGAAUUGUUAAAUUCUUUAAAGAUGUAAGAUAUCCUUAUGGUACCUCAAUUUUUCAAGAAGGGUUUAACAAUCAUCUUAUCCAUAGUGAAACUGAUUACAAGGUUUAUAAAGAAAAGGGUUCCAUUAGAGGUCUUGAUCUUGCCUUUUACAAACCUAGAGAUAUCUAUCAUACUGGUGGUGAUAACAUUAAGAAUAUAAAUAUAAAAGCUUUAUGGCACAUGCUUGCCAAUUCAUUGGAUUUCACUGAUAUCGUAUCAAGUCAACAAAUUGAUUUAGAUGAUGAAUAUCUUAAACAUGAAACUGCCAAUUAUAGUCAUGAUGUUGCUGCUUAUAGCAGUUUCUUGAACUAUUUCUUUGCUUUCCCAGUAUCUCAAGUUUUCAUUGUCAAUGUCGCAACUUUAUUAAUUGUUCCAAUUAUUGAGAUUCCAUUUUUACUCAUUAUUUUCAGUUAUAAAAAAGUUUGGAAAGUUAGCUUUUUAAAUGUUAUCAAAUUCCCAUUAUCAGUUGUACUUUCAUUAGUUGCUCUUCAUGAAGUUGUUAGAAAGACGGUUGAAUAUAAUGAGUUCUUACCAAACUCUGGUGCCGGCUUAUUGGUUGUUACUUAUUCAGCUAUAUUUUUAUUAAGUAAUUAUAUUGUACUUAACUUGUUCAAUGCAUUGAACGGAUAUAAAGUGAUUAAUCAUGAUGAAAAAUUGAUUGUUCUUUUUGAAAUCUCAAUUCUUUAUAAAAUCAUUUUAAUCUGGUCAACUAUAAAACUUGCUGAUAAUAAAAUUGGAGAUGAUCAUUCUGGUGAAUUCCCAUUUUUAUUCUUAUAUUUGCUCCAAGCUGUGGCAUCUAUUUUUGGAUUUAUCGGAUGGAGUUUGAAAUCAUCAAAGAAACCAACCAUUGUUGAAGUUUCUGAAGAAUCACAACCUCUUUUAUCUGAUCAAGGGGUAAGUUAUGGUUCUGAAGAAGGUGAACCAAGAUUCCUGGGUUCUUCAUCUUUAUCUUUUGAUGAGGAAGAUCUCUUUGCUGGACAUGAAAAAUUAAAGAAAUUCUUUAGUUAUGAUUGGUCAAUCCAAUUUCUUAUCGUUGUUCCACUUUCUUCAUUACUUAUUUACAAUUCAGGAUUUUUAAUCAUUGAUGGUAUUCAUAAAUCAAUCCAAGAAUCAUUGGCUUCAGAAUUCUUAAUUUACAAAUUCAUUCUUGUCUUUUCAGUUGCUUGGUCACUUCCAUUCUUACCUUUUGUUUUCAAAUUAAAUAGAAUCAUUGUUCUUGGUUUAUUAACUAUUGUUGCUUCAGGAGUUUUCUUAGCUGCCAUCACUGAACCUUUUGAUCAAUUAAAUCCUCUUAAAGUAAGAUUCAUCCAAACUGUUGAUUUGAAUUUAUCUGGCUCUGAUAGUUUUGUUAACGUAUACGGUAGAGUAGGUACUCCAUUAAGUGAUGUUCUUCUGGAUGUUCCUUCACUUAAGGAAUCUAAUGACAGUGUCAAUUGUACUGCCUUAACUGAUGGAAAUCAAGUCUGUUCUUAUAAAAGUAGCUUACCACCUCAUUUUGUGGAAGGUAUCAGUGAUUUCAAUGAUUAUUUACAAAUUGAUGUUCUUAAGAACUCUUCUUCAGGUACUGAUCAUCCAUUCGGAUUUUUGGUUGGUGAAUUCAAAAUUAAAGCUCCAAAGAAUAGAAUGUGUGUAUUAAAUUUCAAGAAUGCAAUUACUUCAAAUUCAGAAGGUUCAAAUUAUAAAGAUGUUCCAGUCAAAACUGUGAUCGUUUAUGACGAUAAAACGAAAUCCAAUCUUUCUAACGUAUUACCUCAAGAACUCAAUAUAGAAGCUAUUCCAGAAGGGUAUUCAAGAGAUGAAAAGGGUAAUUACAUUUUCAAAGAUCUUAAUGGUAUCAAUGAACUUCAAUUAAACAAACUUUCUUGGACCAAAGAUUAUCAUGUUGCAGUUCAAUGGGUACCUAAUUUAGUUGAAGACGCAACUUCAAAUAAACUUGCCGUUAGUAUUAAUUGUUUCUGGGCCGAUUUAGCUCCAUUAGCAACUGAAGACGGUGUUAUAGCUGCAAUUCCCGCAUACGACGAGUUAUUGCAUUACAGUCCUAAUUAUGUAAGUUGGGCUAAUAGAGAUAGAGGGUUAGUAUCUAUUUCAAAGUCUAUUGAGAUUUAA